GCAACUUUGUGGAUUUAACGCUUCCUUCUCAGGACUUCAUGAGGGUUUAACAUGUCCAUACUGCUUAAACAGUCCCCGUGUUGAUGCUGGAGAGGUAAAGUCUGUCAGAUUGAUGGCUGCCUGUGUGCUGUGUCGACGGGUGCCCAGGCUAUGCUACCUCCCAGGCUUGAGAAAGGACUCUACCCAGACUCAGCAUGUGCCUUUCAAACAAAAGGAUGAGACUGAUGAUCAUGAGGGGAAGAAAGGAGUACUGCAACACCAGGAUCCUUCUUCUCAAGGAGGAUACAGGCUGUAUUACAACCCUUCCUCAUAUCAUUACUCUGUGUGGAACUCUGGAACCUCCCAGAGCCAAACAGAUAAUGACGAAGAUGAACAGUGUAUCUCCACUCUCGCACCUUCCUUCUGGCAACAGAGCAAUCGCUACAGUGUGAGUUGCUCGCGGCACCUCUCCAGCUCAAAAAACACACUUCUUGACUUAGCUUUCAACAAAGGCCCUGAACCCGAGAUGCCAUCAGUUUCACCGUACUACAGAAAACCCACACUGCCAGAUGUUAAGGUAGAUACACGUGCCUUCCUCAAAUGCCGGCCAGGGUAUGCCUCCAUAACCCUUGACCUCACCCAGCGGCCUCGCCCAAUCGAAUGGGAAGAGGCCUUGCUGCUGCUCCAAAAAGUGACUAUUUUAAAAGGCAGCAUGAAACCAUGUGAUGUGUCUCACUUUCUUGUGGAGCUCAGCCAUUUACACCCGGAUAAGAUGUCAUUAGUGAGGAGUGACCAACGUUUCAUCAUGCUCCUCCGGUAUUCUGUGGAACACCUUCGCCUCUUUAAUGAUCUUCAGCUGCUGGAGGUGCUGCAGUCCUUUGUGUGGCUGGACAUGCCCUGUGCCCACACUGUUCUUGGGCUGUAUGAGGCCGAGCUGAGCCGCCGGGCCAACCAAAUGAGUUUACACCAGUUGCUGUUAGCUGCUGACUUGUGGCGUUGUAUUGGGAGGCAGGUCCCCCAGUUCUUACAGCACCUUUAUGAUUCAGUCCGUCUGCACCUGGGACAAAUGGGGGUCCCUGAGCUAGUGCAACUAUUGUAUAUAAUGGGAGAAGGUAGGCGGAGCCCAAAAGACUUGAUCUAUCCUGUAGAGCAGCUUCUCAUGCGUCAUUUACAGCAACUGUACCCUGAGGAGGUUGGUGCUGUAUGCCUGGGGCUCUUUAAAUCCCAGACUUCAAUAUCUGAGGGUUCAGUGACUCGCAUUGUUGAUAAGGCACACUCUUUGGUGGAGGACAUGAGCGACUUUGCCAUGGUGAAUGUGCUGAAAUUUCUACGUUUCAGCUACCUGUAUCACAGGGCGUGGCUGCAGGCCAUGGCACAGGAAGUUCCUCGACGGGCCAACAGGAUGGGUGUCAAGGGGCUGAUGCAUGUGGCACUGGCCUGUUCAGCGCUGCAUUACCGUGAUGAUAACAUCCUAAUGGCAAUUGCUGAGCGAGUUCCCUCUCUGGUGCCACACUGUAGGAGCAAAGACUCAUGCAAACUGCUUUGGGCCUUUGGCACAUUAGGGUUUCUCCCAGUCCAGAGCCCAAGCUUCUAUCCGAGCCUCACAGAGGCCCUGAGAAGGAGGAAAGCUGAAUUCCAACGAUACCCAGAGCAUCUGCUUACUGGUCUUCUUGGCCUGGCCUUUGUCUCUCAGUUCCCAGAGGACCUUAUUGCAUUGGCUUUGAGUCCUGACUUUGUCAAUUUAGCACUGAAAUCCACACAGCUGGAGCUGAAAAAAGACUUGUUCACUUUAGAUGAAGCUGUGGCUCUGGAGUUGCCUCAGUGGAGUGGCCCAAGGCUGAACUGUGAACUGAGAGAAGAGGUGACAGAAAUGCUGUGGAAGUUUGCUCAAUCAGACGUGUGUCAGAAGCCAGAGGUUCAGGAGGCAGAAUCUGCUCUGCAAGAUCUGCUCGGAGGAGAGAAGUUUGUAUGUAAGAGAAUGAUUCUCCCCCACACUCGCUCCAUUGACCUGGAAGUACAUCUCGACCCCACUGGACAGCCAGUACCUGUGAACCCAGCAUCCCACACAGCCACCCUAUCUCCAGAGAACAGUUCAUCUACAUUUCCUUCUCAUCAGGGUUGGGGGAGAAUGAAUAUAGGAGUAACUAUAACUGAGGAACUUUUAGCACAGCUCACAAAUACCAAAAACACCCCUGAACCUUUAACCCCAUCUCCUACGAUUAAGCGGCCUACAUCUCUUCACAGAGUAGAGCCUGAUGAAGGUGGGAGACUGUUUGACACAGGGCUCGACCUGACCAGUGACAUUAUAGAAACUCUUGCCAAACCCAGUAGUCGAGGAUCAGCUCCUCAGAACUUCAAAGGCACAGUCAAACUUGCUAUCCAAGUUUCCAGCAGGAACCACUAUUGCUACCAUUCGCAGCAGUUGUUGGGCCUUCAUGCGAUGAAGAGGAGGCAGUUGAAGUUGGCAGGCUACACAGUUGUGGAGCUUAACCAUCAGGAGUGGUCUCCUAUGCUGAGGAAAAGCAAGGCUGAGAAGCUGGCACACCUGCACUGCAAAGUCUAUAACAGUCUGCGAUGAUUAUCAAGAGUCCACGCCACCCAGUACUUUGGCUUCUGGUCAAUCUUUAGUUUGUUAGGGUAUGUACAAAGCAUAGAAAAUGGUCUAUUAAAGGAGAAUUCCGGCCAAUUUUUACGUUAAUCUUGAUCGCUAUAAAUAUGCGUGUACUUUCGUUUGGAAAAAAACCCGACCCGAAUCGGUGCAGGCAACACAGAGUAGCUGCAGCUAGGCUAUGUGUACAAGCUUCCACUAAGCUAAAUCGGCAGUUGUCGGGGCAGGUUUUAGAGUGCCUUUGUGCCUCUUAACAGACACAAAAUGCAAUUAAAAUGUCUGUGCAACAUGAACAGGGCCCUUGCGUGACAACAAGAUGUGUUUUCAACUCAGACAUUGUUUUAAUUCACCUACCCUGUCUCGAUUCUGCUGGUAGCUAGCUCGCCCUGUUAGCUGCUAGUGUUAGCUACUGGCUGCCGUCCGUGAUAAAUGUGUUGAGCCAAAAUAUCACACAGCAGUUCCGUGUGUAUUUUUACCUCAUCCAUUUUGUGUGUGAUCGAUCUGGUGUUGGUGAGUAGGAUGCUUGGCAGUGUCGAUCGGUGUAGUAGUUCCCUUAGCCGCGCUAGCAGGCACGACCUUGCUUCGCAGAGCGAUCUGCACACUGUUUAUCUUUUCCAGCUACACCGAGGCUUCAGCGCGAGACUACAGAUAGCCUUCUCUAAUGUUUCCAUGUAGUAACCUAGUCACUGAUAUGGUCAUAACCACUACAGUGCUCAAUUAGCCUACCUAUUUUUGAGGAGGGAUAAACUUCAAGUUUUCGUUGCGAAGGUGUGACCUGUCCUCUGGAGGACAUAGCCAGACCACUUGGCGCUCACUGGAUUGUUUUCGGGAGCUGGAGGCGACGAAAGCGGUGAGAAAUCAGAAGCAAGGAUGCCGGCCGGUCGGGCCUGCUAGCGCAGCUAAAACUACCACACAAAUCGACACUGCCAAGCCUCCUCUCACCAACACCAGAUCGAUCACACACAAAAUGGAUGAGGUACAAAUACACACGGAACUGCUGCGUGAUAUUUUGGCUGAACACUUAUCACGGGCGGCAGCUAGCAGCGAACAGCUAACAGGGCGCGCUAGCUACCAGCAGAAUCGAUAAGAAUGUCUGAGUUUAAAAUGCAUCUUGUUGUCACUUAAGGGCCCUGUUUACGUUGCACAGACAUUUUAAUUGCAUUUUGUGUCUGUUAAGAGGCACAAAGGCACUCUAAAACCUGCCCCGACAACUGCCGUUUAGCUUAGUAUACGUAGCUGCAGCUACUCCAUGUUGCCUGCACCGAUUCAGGUCGGGUUUUUUUCAUUCAUUUUUUCAUUUAUAGCGAUAAAGAUUAAUGUAAAAAUUGGCCGGAA
Perca fluviatilis (European perch) is the source of this 3922-nucleotide messenger RNA. RefSeq names its product FAST kinase domain-containing protein 5, mitochondrial (gene fastkd5). Gene Ontology annotation, cellular component: ribonucleoprotein granule; mitochondrial matrix. Gene Ontology annotation, biological process: mitochondrial RNA processing; regulation of mitochondrial mRNA stability. The transcript is spliced from 2 exons. NCBI's taxonomy places the organism in Eukaryota, Metazoa, Chordata, Actinopteri, Perciformes, Percidae. The record is from RefSeq and is a predicted model, not a curated record. The coding region runs from base 113 to 2557 and encodes 814 amino acids. Gene Ontology annotation, molecular function: RNA binding.